Aureobasidium subglaciale EXF-2481 is the source of this 3174-nucleotide messenger RNA. RefSeq lists its product as uncharacterized. The transcript has 5 exons. Gene Ontology annotation, molecular function: RNA binding. Gene Ontology annotation, cellular component: cytoplasmic stress granule. The record is from RefSeq and is a predicted model, not a curated record. Lineage: Eukaryota; Fungi; Ascomycota; Dothideomycetes; Dothideales; Saccotheciaceae. Gene Ontology annotation, biological process: cytoplasmic stress granule assembly. Bases 1 to 3174 code for a protein of 1057 amino acids.
AUGUCGCCUCAACCCUCCGUCAUGAACGGUGCCUCCAGAUCUCCGGCUCUUCAGGGAAACAAAGUUCUUCCGAAACAGCAAUUGAAGACAAACUCGGCGGGAAAGAGUCUGGAUGGUGCUCGUAAGCAGGCCGCGAGUCCGGUGGAUGCCGCUGCGAGGAAAUCUCCUGCUCCCAAGGCUUGGUCUCAAGGCACAAAUCCCAUCACCCAACGCUUCAAUGCUGCCUCUCCCGCUGUCAAUGGCCUCUCGAAUGGUGCGACCAAGAACGCUUCGUUCAAGCCCCAGCAAGACACCGGUACAUCGAAGAAGCAGGCUUCGGAGAAGUUCGCUUUCCUUAUCGCAAACUAUACCGGUCUGGAAGUUGCUCUGUGCCUCAAGAAUGGUGACAAGUUCAGCGGUAUCUUCUCUGCCGACUCAAUCACCUCUUCUGAUUCUCGCGUCAUUUUGAAAUACACCAGAAGGGCAACUCAGCAUGUCAACGGCGCGACUGAUCAAUCUAACGAUUACGUGGGCGAGGGUGAACACCACGUCAAGACAUUCGGUUUCCAAGAUGUUCUGGACCUCUCGGUCAGCAACCUGUACCUGUCGGCUCCCGAAGCAAAAGCCCAGCAGCCCAACGCUCCUUCCUUCCGUACCGACGUCGAAAUCUCGGGCAACCUCAACAUUCGUGAGCGUGAGCUUCAGCCUUGGCAGCCGAGCGCAGACACGGCUAUCGACAUGUCGCUCGAAGACUCUACCCGUGCAGGAGAAUGGGAUCAAUUUGCUGCGAACGAGGCCCUUUACAAUGUCAGAAGCGACUAUGACGAGAAUCUAUACACGACCGCCAUCAACAGAUCUGACCCGGAUUACAAACGCAAAGCUGCCGAGGCCGAGAGAAUCGCUCGUGAGAUUGAACGUAGCGCUCCCGUGAACUCUCAUGUCGCAGAGGAACGUCGUAUGAAUGCCGAGAAGGAUGGCGGCCUUGACGAGGAAGAAAGAUACAGCGGUGUUCGUCGUGAAACCAACAUCACCUCGCUUCUGAAGCAGGGCGCACCCAACGCUUAUGUACCCCCAUCCCGCAGGCCCAUCACCAGCCAACCCACUGUUCCCGGUGCUCCGUUUGACCCGGCCAUUGUCUCGGUCGCCCGUCCUGGUCCAUCCACGGCCACAAACUCCGACAGUCAGGCUGCUUUGUCCACGCAGCAAGAGCAGAAGUCGCAGGAUGAGGCAAAGGCAGCCACUACUUCAAAAGAGGCUCCGGCGGCGGCACCAUCAUCGACUUCAGUAUCUGCUUUGCCUACUGCGACCUCGUCUAGAGAAGCAUCGACCACCGACGCCAAGCCCGCUGCUUCUGCAGCCACGCCUGCCACGAGGUCUAUUCCCUCAAUCAACGCUGGCAAAGGUGCUACCGAGGGUGUUGAACGCAAGGUCUUGGACUCCUUUAAGCAGUUCUCAAACGCCGAAAAGAUGCGCGUACAACAGCACCAGCGUGUCUCCCAGGAACGCCAGCGCGCAAGUGCUCGCCAGGAGAAGUCGGUCAAACUCAACGAUCUCAAGAAGUUUGCCGAGAACUUUAAGCUCUACUCACGUGUGCCUGAAGAUCUUGUUCCCAUCCUCGCCAAGACAAAGGAGAAGCAAAACUUGAUCGUCACAAAGGCUGAGCUGCAAGCUCGUGAAAAGGAGUCGAAGGUCACCUCUGCCGAAGCUAGUCCUGCUCCGGCCGCGCCUGUCAAGCCAGAUGGCACUACGACCGAGGCCAGCAAGACGCAGGCUACAGGCCAAGCAGCGAGACGACCCGAUGCUUCGAAUGAGCCCAGUUCUCCUCUGAGUCAAAGACAACGCUUGGCUCAGAACACGCGUCAACCUCAACCGAUGCCUCCGCGUGGGCCUGGAGUACCGCACGGUAUCCCAGCCAGGCCGUCUCAGCAGUACAGAGCACCUAUGGCCAACAUGCAGGCUCCCACUCCUAUCCCUCCACCAGAAAUCCGUUCCCCUCCCACCGGACCUGCCUCUCGUGAGGUCACUAGUCCUUCAGCUGCCUCGGCUAGGCUCAACGUCAAAGCUAUGGAAUUCAGACCAAAUCCAUCGGCGAGCGCUUUCACCCCAACAUCACCAACCAAGGCGAUCCCUCAGCCUGCUGAGCGUCCUAGCAUUUCGGCUGCGCCAUCGCCGGCCAAGUUCUUCUCUCGAAAGAGUGAGAAGCCGCUGUCUGAACGCACUCCCCUGAAGGAUGCCUUCAACCCAGUCAAGUACAUGCUCGAGACCACUGCCGCCGAGAACAAAACCGAGACUUUUGCUUCCAACGGAGGCAUCCCACAAGCGUACCGUACCCCACCAACAUGGGAAGUCGCUGAUGCCAACAAGGACAAGACAUACCGUGACAUGUUUACACGGAGUCCAGUGGCCACUAUCCCACCUAUGCACACUCCCACUAACAGUGUCAUGGCACACUCUCACCAACUUCCUCCGCAUCUACAGAAUGGUCCCCAAGGUCAAACUCCGCGUUUCUAUCCUCCUCAACCUCAUCACCCUGGUCAACACUUUGACGAACAUCGUAUGCAGUAUGGCUCAAACACACCAUCCGUCCAGCCGUCCCCUCGCCUACCUCCUGUAAUGGCCUAUGGCCCACAGAUGCACCCUCAGAUGCAGCACUUCCCAGCAGGUAUGCCACCUUAUGGUGUGAUGCGACCUCAACCAUUUGGCAGUCCACAGGGUCCGCCUAUGGGUGGUCACAUGAUGGUCCAACAAUCAUCAAACGGACCUUUCAUGAAUGGAUCAAUGGCUCAGCAGGUACCAAUGUAUGCCUCACCCGUCCCUGGUCAUGCGCAACCCCACUUCCCGGGCCAUCCCGCACCUCAAGCCGGUCCCGGGUUCGGCCGCGGACAUCCCAUGAGUCACCAGGGCUCCCAACAAGGACACCCCGGACAAAUGUAUAUGCAAAUGCCGCCUUCUGGACCCAUGAUGAUGCAGCAGCAUCUCGGACAGAUGCAGUCGAUGAGGAACUUCGCUCAGGGACAAUAUCCAGGUGGACCUCAAGGUCAGCACGGCUACCCUAUGCAGCACCGCGCCAUGUCGAACCAGAGUUACAACCACAAUCAGAUGACGCCUCGUCAACACCAUGCUGCUCCUCAGCAAGGCCCAAGCCCUAGUAUGCCACCAAUGCAUCCUGCUGGCCAAGGAGAUGAGGGCAAAUGA